UCUUUCGCAGCAUCAUCAGGCUGUACUCAGUUUUUUUUCCGACUUACCGUAGUGUGCACUUAUGGUAGCGGCCAAUAUUGCUUUGUGCCACGAUUAAAUGUGUUUACGUUUGUAAGGUACUAAGGGCAGCAGUCUUUCACAUUUACCUCUGGUUACGCGCAAAACAUUGCCGUCCACAUCCGCAGCUGCGUUGCCGGGCGUGUUGCUUGCCAUUCUCUCGAAAGUUUUACCACACAGAAGUUUGCCGCUUACCUAUGAUUUUUUCAGUCGACUGUGUUGUGUCUAAUCUAAUUUUAAACGUACCGCGAUAACUGUUUAUGUUACAUUUUUUGUUGAAGCCUUGAGAACUGUUAAACGGCAGCUUCACGAUCACAUCCGGUGGCCCGGUGUUCCAGUUGAACGUUUUUUAUUUGAAGCCGGCCACAGCACCCUAGAAUGAGUGCUAUUAAGUUCUGGACAUUAACGGUUUCCUUGAGUGCAGUAAGGUACUCGUGCGCACAGUUCUCGUUUCCCGUAAAUUCCUUAGCCGGCAUGUACAGUCAGCCGAAUCCCGGCAGCUUUCUUCCGCCUGGUCAGCCAUCGCCAAUUCUAUCUCGUCACUCGAUGUCUUUUGCGCCAAACGUCCAUUUUGGUACCAUUCUGCAGUCUAGUCCAUCAAUGCAGGACGACAUGUUGAUGCGUCCUGGCAUGCAGCCGGGUGCCGGUUUGCAUCCGUUGCCGCCCGGGUCAAUGCAGAUGCCCAGCGGACUAUCGCCGGCGGAACUCGCCAUGCAGUCACAGGAUCAGCAACCCUUUGCGCGUCCCAAUCCGGCCAGCAUUUUUGCCGCACGUCGGGCCGGCUUAUUUGGAUUAGCUGGUGGGUCACCGGCAUACGAUCCCCAAGGCGGCCGACCGGUGGACACGCCGGACACGAUGCAGCCGGCAUAUCCAAUGCAGUUUGAUAACAGCGGCGUGCCCGGCGUCGGCGGCAUGCCUCCUUUUACGCUAACAGGGUCACCGUUCCGCGGUGAUGGAAUGGGUGUCUCGUACUUCCCGGUUGGUCGAUUCCGGCCAGGUGCCGAAGUGUUCAUGAUCGGAACCAAGCCGGACCAAGAAGAAGGUGGUCUCGAUCCCAAUGUGGCCGUGAACGGUAACGAUACGGUUACCAAAAGCGACACUUCACCGCUAAGCAAUGGCACUGCUAAACCUUCAGCAGCAUCGAGUAACCAGCCAACUGCAAGUCAAGUUGGUGGAGGAGUUCAAAAACCUGUGGAAAGCGUCCCGACUGCCUCCACCACAGUUUCGCCAAACAAAUCGCAAACAUCCCAGCCACCUUGUGCACAUCCAGUGUACAUGAACAGGAUUUUCAUGUCCACCGCGCUGUCCAUGGGACUAAUUUCAUCCAAUACCAGCUGCAUCAUAUUAGUGGAUCACUAAAAUGUCACAUAUCUAAAAGUAAAAAAAGUAUUCGUAUUGUCGUUGGAUGUUGAUCAAGCGCUUUCAUACUUCUGUUGAGCUCUGCAUACUGUGUGAAAUCGUUGUUCAUGAUUAUUUUAUUGAUUGUUAAUCUUUUGCACAAUAUUAAAAUGAAAGU
Molecule: messenger RNA, 1573 nt
Organism: Paramacrobiotus metropolitanus
Lineage: Eukaryota; Metazoa; Tardigrada; Eutardigrada; Parachela; Macrobiotidae
Exons: 3
Coding region: 436-1416 (326 amino acids)
Source: RefSeq, a predicted model, not a curated record